This is a messenger RNA of Saccharomycopsis crataegensis, 696 nucleotides long. RefSeq names its product superoxide dismutase SOD2 (gene SOD2). The coding region runs from base 1 to 696 and encodes 231 amino acids. Gene Ontology annotation, biological process: superoxide metabolic process. Gene Ontology annotation, cellular component: mitochondrion. Lineage: Eukaryota; Fungi; Ascomycota; Saccharomycetes; Ascoideales; Saccharomycopsidaceae. The record is from RefSeq and is a predicted model, not a curated record. Gene Ontology annotation, molecular function: metal ion binding; superoxide dismutase activity. The transcript has a single exon.
AUGUCUUCUAUUUUGACUUCCACUUUACGUACUGCCGUCAAGCCACAAAACAGAUUGAGAAACGCCGUUGGUGUUAUUUCUUCUGUUAGAACUAAGGUCACCUUACCAGAUUUGGACUGGGAUUACGGUGCUUUGGAACCUCACAUUUCCGGUAAGAUCAACGAAUUGCACCACAAGAAGCACCACCAAACUUAUGUCAAUGGGUUCAAUGACGCUAGUGAAAAGUUGUUGGUCGCCGAAUCUAACAACGAUGCCAAGGCCGCCGUUACUUUACAACAAAACUUGAAAUUCCACGGUGGUGGGUUUGUCAACCACAACUUGUUCUGGAAGAACUUGUCUCCAGUGUCUGUCCACGGUGGUGCUCCUCCAACUGGUCAAUUGGCCACCCAAAUCGAAUCUCAAUUCGGUUCUUUGGAUGGUUUGGUUAAGUUGACCAACUCCAAGUUGGCUGGGAUCCAAGGUUCCGGUUGGGCCUUUAUUGUUUUCAACAAGGAAAACAACGCCAUCGAAGUUGUCCAACGUUACAACCAAGAUACCGUUACUGGUCCAUUGAUUCCUUUGGUGGCCAUCGAUGCUUGGGAACACGCUUACUACUUGCAAUACCAAAACGUCAAGGCCGACUACUUCAAGGCCAUCUGGAACGUCAUCAACUGGAAGGAAGCGGAAUCCCGUUAUGCUUCUGCCAUUGGUGCUUGA